CUGAAACGGUAAAAUUGAGAUAGUUGACAAAUUGACAGUCAACUUUUGACGACUCCAUAAAUAGCACAGAAAAUGUCAAAAUUUCCAAUCAUUCAUUCACUGCACUUGUCUCUUCGAAUCAGAAAAGAAUCAGUUCUCUCUCUACAAUCAAUUCUCUCUCUCUCUCUCUCUCUCUCUCUCUAAAUAGAUGCUCUUCAGCUGCAAGUAUGGCGGCAUCCUGCUUUGAACGCCAACUGAAUGCAAUCUCAUGGGUAUCUCUGAUAACCGUCACCGCUUUUUUGCUUGUCAAAUUAGCAAAUAUAUUCGGGCUGUGGAUCAAAGCCCGACCCAUACCCGGCCCUCCUUGCCCUUCCUUCUACGGCCAUGGCCACCUCAUCACCCGCUCCAAUCUCACCGAUAUUCUUUACAAGUGUCACAUGAAAUAUGGAAGGGUGGUGAAACUCUGGCUGGGACCCACUCAACUUUUGGUCUCGAUAGAGGAUUCGGAACUUAUCAAAGAGGUAUUAUGGAAGGCUGAGGAUAAGUUGCCUUUGACAGGGAGGGCAUUUCGUCUAGCUUUUGGAAAAUCAAGCCUUUUUAUCUCAUCUUUUGACAAGGUGGAACACCAAAGGAAAUUGUUGGAAGUGAAACUUGGAGGCAAAUUGCUCGAGAGAGCAAGUUUGAUUCCCGACAAAAUAUUUUGUUCCAUCAUAGAAAUAGCUCAAAAUGAAACGACCAAAGGAGGUAUCGAAUGCGAAACAAUUUCGCUGAGCCUAGCUUUUUCUAUCCUAGGCUCCACAAUAUUUGGAGACGUAUUUUUGUCCUGGCCUAAGGCAAUUGUCUACAAGGAGUUGCUAAUGAAGAUUGCUAAAGAUGCAUGCUUUUGGGGAUCUUAUAGUGUUACCCCUUUCUGGAAACAAGAAUUUUGGAGGUAUCAAGAUUCGUGCACUCGGUUGAAGUUCUUAACCGAAGAGCUUGCAAAAGAAUGCAGACAAAAUUGCAACACGGAAUUCUCGUGGGCUUUUGAACCGUGUGGAGAACUAAUAAGUCUGAUGUUUCAUGGUUCUCUGACUAUGGCUGCGCUCGUUGCAAAUAUUUUGACGAGGCUUGUUACACAUCUAGACAUACAGGACGAGAUUUACUCAGAGAUAGUUAUGGCACAAAAAGUUAGGAGAAAAACAUAUGAACAGAAUGUCGAGGGGAUGCCCAAACUCUUGGCAACUGUAUAUGAAUCAGCCCGUCUUCUUCCAGCUGGACCUCUAUUGCAAAGAUGCUCUCUCGAUAAUGAUUUGAAUCUAAAGAAUGGGACAGUGAUACCUGCUGGUGCAAUUAUUGUUGUGCCAGUUCAAUUGGUUCAAUCGAACACCGAAACUUGGGGGAAAGAUGCUGACAAGUUCAAUCCGUAUCGAUUUGUUUUGCCAACUGAACCAAUUUCCGACAAAAAGGAAUCUUUAGAAGGUUUCGAUUCGUGUGCUAUGAAAGAGCCGAAUGAAUUCGAAGCGUUUCUUCCGUUUGGAUAUGGUGCACGUGCAUGUAUUGGACAAAAGUUAGCUGUCCGUGGAAUUUCAUCCUUGUUUGCUGCUCUCUUAGGACAAUACGAGAUAAGGCUUCAAUCAGGAUCUGAAAGCAACCCGAAACCUACGAUGAAUAACUAUAUACUAGAGCUUCUUCCGAGUCCAAAGAUAGUUUUUAUCAAAAGAAAGUAGAAGAGUUAAAAAAAUUAGGAGCUCUCUCUUUUAUUCAAGUUUCGAGCAAUGUGGGAUUCUGCAAUUUUUGGGGCUCUCUUAGCAGUCGAGCCGAAGGAUGAGGAGGCAGUUUUUUUUUUGGAUUCGGUCGUUUUUAUGUGGAACCAGCUUUGGCUGUAAAACUGUAAUUAGUUUUGAAGCGCGGGACCCACUGAAAUCGAGCCCUUUUUGUUGUCUUUCCAUGUUGUGAAAAUUGUAGUACCUCCUUUUUUUUCGUUUUCUUUUUUCUCUCGUUAACGAGAGUUAUGAUGUUUGUAAGUAAAAUGUACGUGUAAUGUUGGUACUAAAAGAGUUGGUGUUGUGUGUUAUAGUUUUUCUUCGAAGCGGUU
This is a messenger RNA of Erythranthe guttata (spotted monkey flower), 2053 nucleotides long. RefSeq lists its product as uncharacterized. The record is from RefSeq and is a predicted model, not a curated record. Gene Ontology annotation, molecular function: monooxygenase activity; oxidoreductase activity, acting on paired donors, with incorporation or reduction of molecular oxygen; iron ion binding. Lineage: Eukaryota; Viridiplantae; Streptophyta; Magnoliopsida; Lamiales; Phrymaceae.